Molecule: messenger RNA, 3446 nt
Organism: Vigna radiata var. radiata (mung bean)
Lineage: Eukaryota; Viridiplantae; Streptophyta; Magnoliopsida; Fabales; Fabaceae
Product: protein SMAX1-LIKE 4-like
Exons: 3
Coding region: 394-3351 (985 amino acids)
Source: RefSeq, a predicted model, not a curated record
ACUGGAGGGGAUGAGAGAGAAUAAAGGUAACGAAGUAGAAUUGGUGAAAUAAUAAAUAAAGACAAGAAAAAGCUGCCUCUUUAAACUAAAACGAAAGGAGAGAGUUAAAGAAAGAAAAAGAAAAGAAUAAAAAUGAUGAGUGACAAGAAGUAUAAAGAAGGCGGUGAGGCAUAUAGUUCAGGUAUUUCUAAAGCUUAAAGACUCUUACUAGAGCUGAUUUCUCCCUCUCUGUUUUUGUCUCAAGUUACAGUUGUUGCAUUUGAGCAUAGAAAGAAAGAGUUUAUAUAUAGGGGUGGUGUGUAUAUUUGGAGAGAAAGAGAAGAAAAAGUGUGGUUGAAAAGAAAAGGUUGAGAAACAAAGGGGGUGGUGAGGGGGGUGGUGUUUGGCCAAGUGAUGCGCUCAGGAGUUUGUGCAUUACAGCAGACCCUCACAGCUGAGGCUGCUUCAGUGUUGAAGCACUCUCUGGGGUUGGCUCGGAGGAGGGGCCAUGCACAGGUCACUCCUCUGCAUGUUGCUGCCACUUUGCUCAGCCUAAGAGGCAGUUCCUUGAGAAGGGCUUGUCUCAAGUCUCAGCCUCACCAAACUUCUCAUCCUCUUCAAUGCAGGGCUCUUGAGCUUUGCUUCAAUGUGGCUCUCAACAGGCUUCCAACAGCACCUGCUCCCUUGAUCCACACUCAGCCCUCUCUCUCCAAUGCUCUCAUUGCUGCAUUGAAGAGAGCUCAGGCUCAUCAGAGAAGGGGCUGCAUAGAGCAACAGCAACAACAGCCUCUUCUUACCAUCAAGGUUGAGCUGGAACACCUCAUAACAUCAAUCCUUGAUGACCCUAGUGUUAGCAGGGUUAUGAGAGAGGCUGGUUUCUCCAGCACUGCUGUUAAGAACAACAUAGAGGAUUCUUCACCCCAUUCUGUUUUCCAGUGUUACAAUAGCUCUGGUGGUGUGUUUUCUUCUCCUUGCUCACCCUCUUCCAGUGAGAACCACAGGGAAACUUCCACCAACCCUACCAACUUCAGGCAGACUCAUCGUUUCUUAACUUCUUAUGCUUCUGAGUUCCAUCCUUCACUUCUCUUUUCUCCGCUGAAGAGUGCACCAGCGUGUUCCUUCUCUGGUGCAGCUUCUUCUUCAAGUAAGGAUGAUAUCAAGGUUGUUCUGGAUAUUCUCCUGAGGAAGAAGAAAAAGAACACUGUGAUUGUAGGUGACUCUGUGUCAUUAACUGAGGGUCUUGUGGGAGAGCUAAUGAGAAGGGUAGAAAGGUCAGAAGUGCCUGAUGAGUUAAAGUCAAGCCAUUUUAUCAAAUUCCAGAUUUCACCUGUUUCUUUGAGUUGCAUGAAGAGAGAUGAAGUCGAAAUGAAACUCUUGGAACUAAAAAGGAAGGUGAAUUCCGUUGCAUCAGGAGAAGGGGGUGGCAUUUUUUAUAUUGGAGACCUGAAGUGGACGGUGGAGGAGGCAAGUCUCAGUGACAAAGAGGAAGGAUCCCCAGAAGGAGAAGUUUCUUGUUACAAUCCAGUUGACCAUUUGGUUUCAGAAAUUGGUAGGUUAUUCUGUGACUGUGGAACCUCAAAUAAUGCUAAGGUGUGGCUCAUGGCCACUUCUAGUUACCAAACAUACAUGAGAUGUCAAAUGAGGCAACCCCCUCUUGAGAAGCAGUGGGCUCUUCAGGCUGUUCCUGUUCCAUCAGGUGGACUUGACUUGAGUCUUCAUGCUCCCAGUGUGCCUGAAACAAAGCCCUUUGGUAAUACGGAGCAGCAGGAUAGGCUGAACUGUUGUGAAGAAUGUGCCUCAAAUUAUGAAAAAGAAGCCCAAUUUCUUAUGCCAGAUCAAAAGAAAAUGAUGCCGUUCUGGCUUCAGUCUCAUAGCACAGAAGACCAUAAUAAGGAUGAAUUAGUCAAGUUGAAAAGAAAGUGGAAUAGACUGUGCCACUGUCUCCACCAAAGCAAACAGCUUCAUAACCCAUUGAACUGGAACAACAGUUAUAAUUCGGCAAGCUCCAUAUCUUUUGCGAACAAUGCGACACAUUGCUCCACCUCCAAACUUGUUCCUCGAUUCCGGCGCCAACAAUCAUGCAUCAUUGAGUUCAAUUUCGGCGACAAAAGGAAAGCAACAGAGCGAGUCUUAGAUUCCCUGGAGGGCAUGGAAGGUAAAGAAGUAAAGACUACUCUUGCUCUUGGCAAUGGCGGUUCAGGUGAGACGGUGGGGGAUAUAACUGAUGAUAGAACACUGCAAAGAGCUCAUAUUUGUAAACUAUUGCAGGAGAAUGUGCCAUGGCAGUCUGAGACUGUUCCUUCAAUAGCAGAAGCCUUGAUCCAUUCCAAAUCAGCAAAGCAAAAUAACAGUAUUACUUGGUUACUUGUUAAAGGCAAUGACACCAUUGGGAAAAGAAGGUUGGCACUUGCAGUUGCAGAAUCAGUUUUUGGCUCAACUGAUGUGCUCCUUCAAUUUGACAUGCUAAAGAAAGAGACUUCAGUAGCCCCAUUUUCUGAAAUGCUGGCAGGAGCGCUGAAAACCCACCACCAGCUUGCGGUGCUAAUAGAAAAUGUUGACUUUGCUGAUGCCCAGUUCAAGAAAUUCCUCUCAGAUGGGUUUGAAACAGGAAAGUUUGGAAAUUCCACAGAAGAGAACUCAAGCCAAGUGAUACUGAUUUUGACAAGUGGUGGAUUCACUGGCAUUGAGGAGAAGAACGAGGAUUCGGUUAUCAAGUUGUUAUGGGAGGUUAGUGAAAGCAAGCCAAACUUAGAGACUCAAUCAGUCACAAGUAGGAUAAUAGAGCCUUGUUUGGGCAAGAAAAGAAGAGCUGAACUUGAUUUGUUUUCUGACACAAAGAGUUUUGAAGGGAGCAAGAAGAAAGUGGGUUUUAACAGUCUUGAUCUGAACAUGAAAGCUGAUGAAGAGGGUGAUGGGGAGGGUAAAGCAGCAGAAAGUAGUAGUAUUUCAAGUGAUUUGAGUAGGGAAAGUAUAGGAGAUGGAGUGGGAAAAAAGGGAUUUCUUGAGUUGAUUGAAAACCGGUUUGAGUUUAAGAAAAGUGAAGUUAAAGAGAGAGAGAUGGCAGAGUUGUUUUUGUGGAAGAUAAAAGGGUCUUUUGAGGAGGUUCGUGGGAAAAAAUGUUGGGAGAAUUUAAGUGUAGAUGAGAGGGUGAUUGAGGAAGUGUGUUUUGGGUGUGGUUAUUUUAGCGAGAAGGUGUUUGAGAAAUGGCUGAAAAAGGUAUUCCAAAGCAGCUUAAAAACAGUUAACUUUGGAGUGAAGGAGGGUAUAGUUUUUAGACUUUGUUGGGGUGGUAAAGGAGAUACAAAAGCAGAUAGUGGCUUCAUGAGUUCUUCUCUGCCCAAGAGUAUCCAACUUAAUUACUUCAUUCAGUGAUCAAUUUUGGCUACCAAGGGCUUCUUGUAAAAUCGAAUACUUUCUGUAAAACUUCAUUUUCAUAAUACCAUGCAUGCCUUUCUUUUCAUUCUCUU